CAAAGCAGUACUGGUGACAGGGAAUGAAGGAGGCGCUUUUGCCUCUGGGCUUGUUCCAAUGAUUGAUCGUAUGUCUGUGUCUACAUCUGUCAGUGUUACCCCUCAGUGACGGCAGUCAUCUGAUAGAGACAGCCUCUCUCUAUCCCUGCCACCAUUACAUGCAUCAGUGGACUUGUGGCACUGGGAUGAAGCGCCUAGCCAGUGAGGACACCACUGCUGAAAUCAUGCUGAGCGCUGACACAGACGAGGUUUUCAUUGACGAUGAGGAGCUGGACGAUUCCUGCUCCUCCCCGGGGCAGUCCACAGCGGCCAAGGGCAUCACUAAACAUCAGAAGAGGGCACCUCGUCAGUAUCACUUUCGUGAGAAUGAUGGCUUGAAAACCAAGGUGCCCAUGGACUCCUUUUACCCAACGUCACAGAAAAAAACUGUCCGAUCGCACCAGAAGAUGGAAAAGAGCCAGUCCCCGGAUUUGGACCAGGGCAAAGAAUGGAAUUCAGAGCCCAGUCUGUACAAGCGACAUUGGCUGUUCGAAGUGGUGUCCAAGGGUGACGCAUCUGCAUUUGACGGAUUCCUACAGUACCUGAUCCAAAACAACAAACGCCUUACUGACUGGGAGUUCAGAGACCCAGAGACGGGGAAGACUGCAUUGCUGAAGGCUCUGCUGAAUUUGAGUAACAACCGGAAUGACACCGUCCCCAUACUACUGGAAAUCGCAGAGAAGACAGACAACCUGGAGGAACUCAUCAAUGCUGCCUACAUGGACAGUUACUACAAGGGUCAGACAGCCCUACACAUCGCCAUCGAGCGGCGCUGCCUGCACUUCGUGGCACUCCUGAUCCGGAACGGAGCCAAUGUCCACUCCAAGGCCAGCGGCUUGUUCUUCAAGGCCAAGGAGGGCCAGACCGGAUUCUACUUCGGGGAGCUGCCCCUCUCGCUGGCUGCCUGCACCAACCAGCUGGAGGUGGUGGACCACCUCCUGGAGAACCCUUACCGCAAGGCCGACAUUGGCGCCGUAGACUCCAGGGGCAACAACGUACUGCACGCCCUGGUGUCCAUCUCCGACAACAGCCGGGAGAACACCAAGUUCGUCACCGAGAUGUACGACCACCUCCUCAGGAUGGGCGUGAAGCUCAGACCUCAGCUCAGCCUGGAAAGCAUGGCGAAUAGGAAGGGGCUGACACCCCUCAAGCUGGCCGCCAAGACCGGGAAGAUUGAGAUCCUCAAGCACAUCAUUGGGAGAGAGAUGCGGGAGGAGGAAUGCCGACACCUGUCCAGGAAGUUCCAGGAGUGGGCGUACGGACCAGUACACUCCUCGCUGUAUGACCUUUCGUCCCUCGACACAUACGAGAAGAACUCAGUGCUGGAGAUCAUCGUGUAUGGCAGCGAAACGCCGAACCGACAUGAGAUGCUGUUCCUCGAGCCUCUGAAACACCUGCUUCAGGAGAAGUGGAACAACUUUGCCAGGUUCAUCUUUUACUUCAAGUUCAUCGUGUAUUUGGCUUAUAUGGUCAUCUUCACUGUGACAGCCUACAACCGGAUCGAGGGCAGGAAGCCUCCCUUUGAGAUUGAGCGCAACGUCAAAGGAUACCUGCGUCUGAGCGGACAGUGUGUGAUGGUGCUUGGAGCCCUCUACCUCUUCUUCCAGGGGAUUGAAGAGGUGUUUCUACGGAGGAGAAGGACUCCCAAGUCGAUAUCUAUCGAUGGCUACUGUGAUAUUCUCUUCUUCAUCCAGUCUGUGGUUCUGCUGGCUGCAGCUGUGCUGUACACAUGUGGGCGGGCAGAGUAUGUGGGCUUCCUGGUGAUUUCCCUGGCGAUCGGCUGGAUCAAUACACUGUACUACACACGAGGCUUCCAGCAAAUGGGCAUCUACAGUGUGAUGAUGCAAAAGAUCAUCCUGACGGACCUGAUGAGCUUCCUUCUUGUCUAUGUCGUGUUUCUCUUUGGAUUUGGAGCAGCUUUAGUGGUGUUGAUCGAGGACGGUGUGUACAACAACACCAAGCCCGGCUGCCGAAAGGACACCACCUACAAGAGCUUUGAGACAACUUCCUUAGAGCUGUUCCGAUUCACCAUCGGGAUGGGGGACCUGGAAUUCACGGAGGACUACAGGUUCAAGGAGGUGUUCACCUUCCUGUUGUUAUCAUACGUCAUCCUCACCUACAUCCUCCUGCUCAACAUGCUCAUCGCCCGGAUGAGCAAAACCGUGGAAACGGUUUCCAAGGACAGUAAAAGUAUCUGGAAACUUCAGAGAGCCAUCACUAUCCUAGAUCUGGAGAAAAGUCUGCCACGAUGCCUGCGGGCACAGUUCCGAUCAGGGGAGCCUGUGGUUGUCGGGGUUACCCUGGACGGACAGGAGGAUCUGAGAUGGUGCUUCAGGGUGGACGAGGUAAACUGGAACAGGUGGAACACUGACCUUGGGCUCAUCAAUGAAGAACCAGGAAUCUCUGAGGUGAUGAGGUCAAACUCGACCAUCAGGGGGAAGAAUCCUCGUGGAGCACGGAGUUGGCGGACCAUGCUGCCCCUACUGAAGGAAAUUAAGUCUGGCAAGGAGGAAGAGGAGCUACGCGAGUUACGAACUGAACUGGCAAGACGGCCCCGCAGACGCCCGCUUACUGCCACUGCCAAGGUCAUCUGAGGUCAGGAUCAGGCAUUUACAAGAAAAAUAAAGAAAUACAAUAGAAUUCAUAGGAAACUGUACACAAACAGAUAAAGAUUGAGAAUCAACCUAUAUAAAAAAGACAACCUGUGCAAAUAGAAAAUAAUACCAACACAACUGUUACCGGCUUCUCCAACAUUCCAGAAGUAUCCUGGUCCCUGCCCGUGGAAAACCAGAGGAAGACGAUAUCGAAACUGCCAGGGUAUCUCAGUCUGUGACUGAGUUAGCUUGCUAGUUUGUAACUUGUAAAUAAAAUAACAGAGACAGGAAGAGAAUGGUAUUGGAGACUUUUAAUUCUCCAAUUGCCUGAGAAGGCAGAGGCUCCUGAUGAAGGGUCUCUCCCCAAAUUGUCGACCCUUUAUUCCCCUCCUAUUAAUGAGUAUAUUGUAAUAAGUAUGUUAAUAAGUAUUAAUAAGUACGUCAUGAAAUGUCUGGAGAGUCAUUUUCUUGUGGGCAUUCACAAUAAGUACAGUAGAGAAUGAAAAACUGCACACAAGAUGGAAAGAAAACAGAUGUGCAAAGGACAAACUGCAAACAGAAAGAAAACAAAAUCAAACAUCAUAAUAAUAAUAAUAAUAAUCAAUAAAUAUGAAGAACGUGAGAUGACGAAUCCUUGAAAGUGAGUCCAUUGGCUGUGGAAGCAGUUCAGUAAUGGGGCAAGUGAAGUUGAGUGAAGUUAUUCCCUCUGUUUCAUGGUUGAGGGGUAAUAACUGAUCCUAAACCUACUGGUGUGGGACCUGAGGCUCCUGACGGCAGCAACAAGAAGAGAGCAUGGCCUGGAUGGUGGGGGACCCUGAUGAUGGACGCUGCUUUCCUGUGACAGUGCUCCAUGUAGGUGAGCUCAAUGGUGGGAAAGAGGAGGUUGGUACCAAAGGAAAACAGAAUGUAGACACCACGGUAAUGUAGCGGUUAUCAUGACACAAUUACAACUUGGGCCUUUCCAGAGUUCAAUUCUACCGUCAUCUGUAAGGAGUUUGUACAUUCUCCCCAUGAACCAUGUGAGUUUCCUCCAGGUGCUCUGGUUUCCUCACACAGUCCAAAGACGUACCGGUUAGUAGGCUAAUUGGUCAUGGAAAAUUGUCCUAUAAUUAGCCUAGCAUUAAAUAAGUGGGUUUCUGGGUGGUGCAAAUCGAAGGGCUGGAAGGACCUGUUCUGCUCUGCAUCUCUAAAUAAAAUGUA
Molecule: messenger RNA, 3833 nt
Organism: Mobula hypostoma (lesser devil ray)
Lineage: Eukaryota; Metazoa; Chordata; Chondrichthyes; Myliobatiformes; Myliobatidae
Product: transient receptor potential cation channel subfamily V member 1-like
Exons: 17
Coding region: 159-2633 (824 amino acids)
Biological process (GO): calcium ion import across plasma membrane
Cellular component (GO): plasma membrane
Molecular function (GO): protein binding; calcium channel activity
Source: RefSeq, a predicted model, not a curated record